Gekko japonicus is the source of this 1464-nucleotide messenger RNA. RefSeq names its product tyrosyl-DNA phosphodiesterase 2 (gene TDP2). The transcript has 7 exons. NCBI's taxonomy places the organism in Eukaryota, Metazoa, Chordata, Lepidosauria, Squamata, Gekkonidae. The coding region runs from base 99 to 1226 and encodes 375 amino acids. Gene Ontology annotation, cellular component: PML body; cytoplasm. Gene Ontology annotation, molecular function: single-stranded DNA binding; protein binding; 5'-tyrosyl-DNA phosphodiesterase activity. The record is from RefSeq and is a predicted model, not a curated record. Gene Ontology annotation, biological process: double-strand break repair.
CAGCUGCACCGUGUCGUCGUCGUCGUCCUGGCGCUCAGCGCGGGUGCCUUCUGGCAAGGGCGUUGCCUCUGGGAUAGUCCGUGCGAGCUGCUAGAGAAAUGGAAGUGAGCGGCGUUGCUUCAGGGGUAGAGCAGGAGCCCCUGCAGGAGCCGCAAUGGUCACCUCAGGAGGAGGAAGAACAAAAGCGGGAGGAGGAGCUGGAAAAGCAGCGGCAGCGCCUCUGCACGGACUUUGCCUCUGUCACCAGCAGUGAUGUGGCUGUGGCUCAGUGCUACCUGGCAGAGAACGACUGGGAUAUGCAAAGGGCGCUGAAUUCUUAUUUUGAACCACCCCUCGAUGAGCAAUAUGUGGACAGGAUACCCCAGGUGCCUCCAGUAACGGAGACCUUUGUUGACCUGACAGAUAGCCCGAGUGGCAGUAGUGCAGUAGCCCCUGUGAAAGAGGCUGGACUUGGCCUGCAAGAGGAUGCUAGCACACUUUCUUUAAUUACUUGGAACAUCGAUGGCCUGGAUUCGAGCAAUCUGCAAGAAAGGGCACGAGGAGUCUGCUCCUAUAUAGCUUUGUACAGCCCAGAUGUGGUAUUUUUACAGGAAGUUAUUCCUCCAUAUCUCAACUAUCUACAGAAGAGAGCUGUUAGUUAUACAAUUAUUCCAGGUAACACUGAAGGUUAUUUUACUGCCAUAAUGUUAAAAAAAUCAAGAGUAAGAGUUUUAAAAGAUGAAAUAAUACCUUUUCCAACAACCUCUAUGAUGAGAAAUUUAUUAGCAGUACAUGCAAACAUUUCCGGCAAUGAGAUUUGCUUUAUGACUUCCCAUCUGGAGAGCACCAAGACUCAUACUGAAGAGCGUUUAAAACAGUUGAGGCUGGUGCUGAAGAAAAUGAGUGAGACACCAGCAUCCACUAGUGUGAUAUUUGGAGGAGAUACGAAUCUGAGAGACAAAGAGGUUGCUAAACUAGGUGGCCUGCCGAGCAACAUUCUGGAUGUCUGGGAAUUCUUGGGCAAGCCAGAACAUUGCCACUACACAUGGGACACGAGCCAAAACACUAACUUGGAUGCCUGUUACCAGUGCAAGUUACGGUUCGAUCGCCUGUUCCUUCAAGCUGCUUCUACUGGUGGGCAAAUCAUUCCCCGGAGUUUGGAUUUAAUUGGGCUGGAGAAACUGGAUUGUGGCAAAUUUCCUAGUGACCACUGGGGUCUGUUUUGCAAUUUUGAUGUGGUACUAUAAGAAAAGACCCUUUGAAGGACAAAUUUAAGAUACUUUUUAAAGACACUGCUCUAACUCUUCUUGGUUUUAACCGCACUGGUAUUUUUUGUUUUGUUUUGCGCAGUCAUUAACAUACUCUUUGAACAUCUGUUGGAGUAUGUGCUUAAAUGGGUGAAAAAAGUCACCCUACCAUAUAUUCUUACUUUCUUCCUGUUUAAUGUCUGUGAAUGGCGAAAUGUAAAAGCCAUUUAGAAUAUUU